AUGAUAAAGCCAGUUUCGACAUCAGCAGCUGAUUGUGUCAAUGGGGUCAACGGUAUUGAAAACGCUCACUCCAAUUCCCAUAUCAACGGUCACACUGGUACGCGCAACGUCUUCAGUGAAGUGAUCAAGCCCGCGAAUGAUCUACUAACAAGGCAGAUCGUGCUCGCUCCAUACGAAUACAUCAUGCCCUUGCCAGCGAAGAAAAUCAGAGAUGUGUUCAUCGACGCUCUAAAUUGGUGGCUCGACAUCCCACAGCCAACCUCGUCGUCGAUUAAGGGAAUUAUCGACAUGUUCCAUCAUUCGUCGUUCAUGCUUGGUUAUAUCGAAGAUGACUCUAAGCUUCGACGUGGUAAAUCGGCUACACACAUGCUGUAUGGAGCCGCGCAGACAAUCAACUCGGCCAAUUAUGUCUUCGUCAACACAUUUGCAGAACUAAGCAGUCUCCGCAGUCCAGCUGCGUCUGCCAUUUUUGUUGAAAUUGGAGCUCUGUUUAGACUAUGCGUUCGACUCAUGCAAGCUGAAUCCUCUGUCUCAUGUCGACACUUCCAAAUUCAAGAUGAUUAUCAGAAUCUCACUGCAGACGAAACUUUUCCAAAGCCAGGUACCCAUCAAGCUGUGAUCCGAGGCGUCUCCCAGAACAAAGCCACGGGCGAGAAUUGCUCUGGAAAUGAAAGAGUGGACAUUUACGCAUAUGCGAAAAACGGAAGCACUAGAAUCCACGCUUGCUUUGCAUCGUGA
This is a messenger RNA of Aspergillus ruber CBS 135680, 738 nucleotides long. Its product is annotated as terpenoid synthase. Gene Ontology annotation, biological process: isoprenoid biosynthetic process. NCBI's taxonomy places the organism in Eukaryota, Fungi, Ascomycota, Eurotiomycetes, Eurotiales, Aspergillaceae. The record is from RefSeq and is a predicted model, not a curated record. The coding region runs from base 1 to 738 and encodes 245 amino acids. The transcript is spliced from 6 exons. Gene Ontology annotation, molecular function: prenyltransferase activity.